AUGACGAAGACAAGGAGAAUGAACACGGAAAAUCACCAAACCGAGGAAGAGCACGUUCAAGUUGAGGACGAAACUGAUCUCACCGAGACCGUGCGCUUGCUCAAGCAGGAGAUGGCUGCAAUGAAACAGCAGCGAGAGAAGGAUGCAAAGGAACUUUCGGCUUUGAGAGCCGAAAAUGAGGCGUUAAAGAGUCAAGACUCCUCAUGGAAACCUACCCAGCCUACUAACACUCAAACACACGGAUCUUACCAAUCCCAUGACAUCCAUACCUCGGCUAUCCAUGCCUCGGCUGCGGCACCACAAAAAUUUCAAUCGGCCCUGCCUACAGUUGGACGUCCCACCGAUGUAGCAACAGUGGGAUCACACCGACAUCCUUUUACACCUUCUAUCAUGCAGUUGCCUUUAAUGGAUAAUUGGAAAUCGCUGCCGAUUGAUAAAUAUGAUGGUAACAUUAAGCACAACGGACGAUGCUGCUCUGUGUCGGAUUUUUCCCACAUCGUUAAAAGGCCGAGCUUUGAGCUGGUUCACUCGGUUCCCCCCAACUCUAUUGACUCGUUCAACACCCUAUCUUCUCAGUUCACGGUUCAAUUUGCAACGAGUCGGCCUCACAGUUUGACAUCUCUGUCGUUGGUUAGUCUUCGGCAGGAUAAGAAGGAAACUCUCCGGGCUUUCAUGGAUCGUUUUAACAAAACCGCUUUAGAAAUUCGGGAUCUUAAUCCCGCAGUGGCACUCCAUCAUCUGACGACAGCUUUGAAGCCCGGGCCAUUCGUCAAUAGCCUGUGCAAAAAACCCCCUUCAGACAUGAAUGAACUUCGAAGACGAGCCGAUAAAUAUAUGCAGAUGGAGGAGUUGGCUGAGUUCCGAAAUCAAGCCCGAGCUGAACCAUCGGGAAAGUCUGACAAGCCAGUAGAACCAUCCUAUCGGGGGCGAAAUAAGGAGAUAACUCUUCGUGACCGACCAACGCGGGGUCCGAAAUACACUCAUUAUACUCCCCUCAAUGCAAGCCGAGCUGCGGUGCUUGAACAAGCUCUAGCAUCAGAGGUGUUGGCCGUCCCAAAAAGAGCUGCCACGCCACCGCGCGCCGAUACUAGUAAAUCUUGUCGGUAUCACCGCAAUAGGGGGCACUCUACCGAGGAGUGCGCGGCCCUCCGAGACAGAAUCGAGGAUUUAAUCAAGCAAGGCCAGCUUCAUAAUUUCGUUGAUCGGCCCGAUUCGCAUCGAUCGCGCCAGUAUCAACCUAGACACGACCGACCUCGACAAGACCGAGCUGAUAGACCUCGCCACGAUCGAAGCCGGUCAUGCGAAAGGAAAGAUGAGCCUACAGCUUCCCAUAGGCGAGUCAUCAACACCAUCGCAGGAGGGUUUGCUGGUGGAGGCUCAACUUCUUCGGCACAAAAGAGGCAUUUGCGCGCCGUUCGUUCGGUCAAUUCGGUCGAUAGACAACCCGUUCGGAGGUUACCAGCUAUAACAUUCACUGAUGCUGAUUUUCAAGGAAUCGACCCCGUGCAAGAUGAUCCAAUGGUAAUUAGCGUUGAAAUCCACAACUGCAUAGUGAAGAAAACGUUGGUGGAUCAGGGUAGUUCGGCCGACAUUUUGUACUGGAACACCUUCAAGCAGUUGGUCAUCUCGGAAAAGGAGCUCGUUCCAUACGAUGACCCUCUAGUUGGUUUCUCGGGAGAAAGAGUUAGCACUAAGGGGUACAUUAAGCUUUUUACUCGUUUCUGUGUUGACGAGCAGGAAUACAAGGAAAUCUAA
Molecule: messenger RNA, 1755 nt
Organism: Cajanus cajan (pigeon pea)
Lineage: Eukaryota; Viridiplantae; Streptophyta; Magnoliopsida; Fabales; Fabaceae
Source: RefSeq, a predicted model, not a curated record